CAACGGUAUGAUGAAUCGCUAAGGUAACGGUUGUUGAUUUACGUUAUUCAUAAAGAGUCAUCAAAUUCAAUUUUAUUCUGAGAUUCAAAAUUAUAAUAUAAUAAGCUUUACACACACACAAUUAACUUUUAAAAAUGUCAAAAAAUACAAGAAGUAAUUCAAUCAAAAGAGACAGUUCGACUUUAAAGAGAAACUCCAAAAGUAAUUUAGCUGAUAGGUUUGAAUUUUAUGCCCGAAUAGUCAAGUUAGUAAUACUCAGAAAAGAUGACACGGAUGUCGUAUCAAAGUACUCGACUUGGCUGAAAAAGUUGAGAAAACAUCCGAAUGAAACGCUCAAGUACGACUACGUCAAGUUACUCGUCAUGGGACUCAACCAUCCGGUACCGGUGUGCCCCUUCAACGAGUACCCACCAGACGUCAUCGAACCUCUGGAAGGCGAAUGGAUCGUAAACGCUAGGAACAUUUUCUACAACGGCGAUCCGUCUUGCCGACCGAUCGUCCUGAACCCGCCAAUCAUGACGGCCGUGUCGGACGAUAAGUGUCAGUUCGCCGCCUAUCAGGAAAUACCGAAUGCGGGGCUUCAGUGUUAUUACGCUCAGUCCGACGAACCGCUGUACGAGUGGUUUUUCAAACACGACUCAUUAUCAAUUCCACCAGAAAAUCCUGUCCAAGCCAUCCCGUUAGACUGGGAAAGGUCUCUGGCCGGAAUUCACGUGGCACCUCCUAAAAUCCCUUCUAAAAGGAAGACAAGCUCGUCGCCGAUUCAAAGACCAUCAUCGUUGAGCGUUAUAGGGAGCAAAGUCGAAGAGAAAAGGGACUUUUGCAAAAUACUCUCCACAUAUCAAGAAAUGUUUAACAUAACGACGCACUUCAAAUGGAACGAGAAAAGUUUAUUAACGGGCGACACAAUACCUGGUUCCGAUUUGUGUAUCGAUUGGUUUAUUCACGAACACGAAAGAACACAAUUGGACAUAGACGAGGAAAUGAUUAGGUCGUUUGAUAAACUGUACCCACACAAUUUCCGUCUGUCAGCAAGACCUGAAUUAUUAGAAGGACUUGUUAGGAAAAUGGACUGUGCCGAAGAAAAUGCUAAAUGCAUGGACGCGGAAUGUGCUAAAGUUGAAGAAGAGGAUUGCAAAUACCGAUAGGAAAAGAAGCGGUCUUGAGAGUUAGGAGGCGCUCAGAAAGACCUCUCUCAGUCCAACAUCCGAUUGACUUGGGAUGGCUUGGACAACAUUGUCUGAUAGAAUUAGUAGCCGUGUUUGAAAAACCACUCAGAAUAAGUGGAAUAACAAUGAAUCUCCUUGCAUUAAGUUCAUUUCUGAUAGGCUGCAAACACUCAUCUGACCCGGUGACUACGGUCACGACUGGUGAGUUUGAGAAAAUGUUCUGGCGUUUACCAUCCAAUUGCCUUCCAGAGAUUCGUCGAAGGGGCACACCUGUACCUACUGGAUGGUUGAGUCCCAGACGAGGUCUUGAUGUGGUCGUAUCUGACCACAUCGUUCGAAUGUUUCCUUAACGCAUCCAGCCUCCUUGAGUACUUAUAGUUGAUGAAAAAUCAACAUAUAUAGGUUAACUAAGUUACCGCUACUAUCAGUGUUAUUUAAAAUGUUUAUCUGAAUAAAUUUGUUUUAUAGUUUU
This is a messenger RNA of Acyrthosiphon pisum (pea aphid), 1641 nucleotides long. RefSeq lists its product as uncharacterized. NCBI's taxonomy places the organism in Eukaryota, Metazoa, Arthropoda, Insecta, Hemiptera, Aphididae. The coding region runs from base 135 to 1148 and encodes 337 amino acids. The transcript has 7 exons. The record is from RefSeq and is a predicted model, not a curated record.